Molecule: messenger RNA, 3425 nt
Organism: Fusarium redolens
Lineage: Eukaryota; Fungi; Ascomycota; Sordariomycetes; Hypocreales; Nectriaceae
Exons: 1
Coding region: 44-3316 (1090 amino acids)
Biological process (GO): lipid metabolic process; phosphatidylinositol-mediated signaling
Molecular function (GO): phosphatidylinositol-4,5-bisphosphate phospholipase C activity
Source: RefSeq, a predicted model, not a curated record
AAUUUGAUCUCUCACAUCCCGCCAUGGCCGAAUCGAGAUAGCAAUGAAGCUGUCAAGGGUCACUCCUAUCACGCUCUUGGCAGCAAGCUGUCAGGCUGCAUAUGUGCAGUUUCAAGACUGUGCUGAUGCAGUCAAUGAUAAGUCGCUCAUUCCCGAGAGUUUUCGCGCGCAGGUUGAACAAAAGAGAGGGGGGUUUGAGUGGCGGUUUGAUGUUAUCGCUGGGCAGGCGGAUCGGAAUUCCUGCGAUAUUGAUGUUGGAGAUGUUAUACCAAGACUUACGGUUAUCGACUAUGGGAGCGACUCUAAACAAAUCUCGGGAGAGAUCGUCAACAUGUCUUGCUACACUUCUGAGUGGUUCGGCCCGAGAGCUCAUUUCACCAUCGCAUCUUCAUUCAACCGAUCAGCUCUUCUCGAUACCUUUCGAACAACCCUGGAGAUGACAUCGAAAGACAACAAAACACUAUCCUGCAUCCGAGCAAUCUUAACUCCCGCUGCUCCGGAACCAUUCCGCCUUCUCAGUCUCUGGCUCCCCAUCGCCACUUUCGCCUUGACCUGUAUCGCAGCAUGUUGGCCGGCCCAACAAACCAUCAAAUCUUUAACAUCGAAGAACCGCCGUAUCGCACGUGCCAUCGAUCUUUUAGCCUAUAUCCAGUUCAUCUUCUUUUCAGGCGCUCUCAGCCUUCGAUACCCUGGUUUCUUCCAACCUCUCGUCGGCCUCUGUAGCUGGUCUACUCUGAUGCUACCGGCUGGACUGGUAGAAGCCUCCUCACCUUAUCCACGAGCCGGUGUGAAAGACGGCAUCUACGAACACAAUGGGACAAUCACUGGGGCUCCGGGCUUGGAGCUUCUGACGCAAAUGACGGGCUCACCAGUGAAGCCUCAAAGUUGGAUGAAUACUUUCGUCCUGUCACUCAUUAUCUUUUUCUUUCUUUACUUAUCAUCAUAUAUCAGCUUCCGGCUGAACCACCGCGGGUCGAACUCGACGAUUACCCUAGCAACUCUAGGAGCGCAGCUCAAAGACCGAUACUGGGCUGUUGUCAGGCUUUUUCUCAGCUGUUUCAUGUUACCGAUUAGUGCAUGGGCAACCUACCAAUUUCUCGACGAUCAAAUAUUUGGAUAUCGCAACUCAGCCAUGGCUAUCAUAAUCUUGAUUGUGCUAUUAGCAGGCUUCUGGUGGAGUUGGACACGGGAUUCUCAAAUGGGAUCCCUGGUCAUACAAAGCCCCGGCCGGUUGAACAAAGACCCCGAAUCCGGGCGACAAUACUACGCCUUGGUAUUGUUCUCUUUGAUGUUCCUCCGAGGAAGUGUCAUUGGUGGAUUGCAGACGUACACCUCUGUUCAGCUUGGUGUUCUGUUAGGAUGUGAGCUUGUUCAGCUGCUAGCAAUGACGUUCUGGACGAGAUUUGCAUGCUUCAUCUCACUUACCGGCAUUCCUCCAGUUUCAAGACUGGCCUUGUUCGCACUUCAUAUUGGCUUUAUUCCUGGGCUCGCUAGUCAUUCAGGCAGGAUGCUUGUCGCCUAUAUCAUUCUUUGCGGGCAUGUCAUUGUGCUCACAUGCAUUUUCCUUCUUCCUGCCGUUCUCGACAUGGCCCAUCUUAUGUUGUACGGCAGGGCCGUAACAAUCGCUGACACCGGAAGAGGAACACCUAUCCGAGAAGCUCCUCGACCCAUUCAGCGCGCUCAAACAGACACUGAAGAGCUUCAAAAGUCGGAAUCUAUCAAGAAUGGCGACGCGAACAGCUAUACGGGAGGAUUUUCACCAGGCUUCAAUCAGCUUCUGUUGGAGAUGAUUCUAAAGCGUGAAACAAAUAAUGUUAAAAUUGGUCCGAUAUCCCAGAAAGCAUUAACGGAAUUUCUGAAAGAGGUAAGAGGGGAAGAUACGAAAAACGACAUCGAAAAGACUCCGGCAGUCUUCAACGACUCUUCCAGCACCCUUGCCGAUUCGAAACGUUCCAAGGACGAAAUCGUACCCAUCCCAGACAUCUCAAUAGACGACCUAGUCGCUCAUCUACUCUCGGAAGGAAAUUCAGCUAUCCGGCGCGAACCGCUCUACCAUAACCUCAAUCGUCCUAUCAACAAAUACUUCAUCUCAUCUUCUCAUAACACGUACCUUCGCGGCCGCCAAGUCGCUGCCCGCUCCAAGCUCAAAGGCUAUAUCGCAACGCUUUCUCAAGGUUGUCGAUCUGUUGAGGUGGACUGCUGGGACGGAAGAGACGGGCAGCCUAUAGUCAAGCACGGAUAUAGUUUGACAACAUCUAUCAGCUUCCGAUCCGUCAUCGAGACUAUCAAAAAUUAUGCUUUCUUUGCUUCUGACCUGCCCUUAUGGCUAUCGUUGGAAGUACACUGCAGCCCUGCCCAGAGGGAUAUCAUGGCUCGCACGAUGCUCGAGAUAUUCAGAUCAAGUCUGGCGGUCGAGCCACUUGAUACAUGCUCACAGAAACUCCCUUCGCCCAAUCAGCUCCGUGGAAAGAUCCUGCUGAAAGUGAAGGUAGCUCAUGAUCCGGACUCACGUCAGGAACCACUAGCACCCGAAUACCUCAACUUGAACGGGCAUCAGGAAUAUAUUGAGAGGAGGGACUGCCAAGAUCUGCCAGGCGAUUUGCUACAGAGUCUUGCAGUAUAUGGCGCGAGCAGACGACUACCCAAAGACGCAGAAUUUGACACGCAUCGGAAUUUCAUUUACUCUGUCUCGGAGCGGAACUUGCAGAAGCAUACAAAAGACAACCGCUCACUCGAAUUAGCCGAAACACAACAUCUAGUUCGCGUAUAUCCAGACCCAAAUCGAGUCGAUUCAUCUAAUUUCGAUCCCCUCCAGUGUUGGAGACAUGGCGUUCAGAUGGCAGCUUUGAAUUGUCAGACUGAUGACUUUUACAUGAGCCUGAACCAGGCAAUGUUUCAUGGGAGCUCAGGAUAUGUGCUCAAAGCUCCGCCGCAGCCAACACAGAUACGACUCCAAGUUGACGUUCUUAUGGCGCGGGGCCUGAAGGUAUCGAUAGGGAACGGGCCGGUCUAUGUCAAGAUGAAGCUAUUAGCACCUGAUAUAUUGACCCAGAGGGCACGGACUGCAUUUGUGCCUGUACAAGACUCAGAUUUAGCGUUCGAUGAAAACUUGGAGAUGUUGGUGGAGACGAACUACUCUCAUCUCACAUUCCUGCACUGGUCAGUCAAGACCAUGUCGAACGGCCGUUCCAUGUCGAUCACUUCAGGCAUUGCCAAGAUCGACAAUUUGAAGGAGGGAUAUCGGGUUCUACCACUGGGUGAAUCGUCGAAUAAUGAGGGGCGUUUGUUAUGUAAAAUUAGUGUACAGUCGAUGUAAGCGACCGAGACGAUAUUUCAGGAUUAUCUUUUAGAACAAUAAUAGCGCACAGCUUCCAUUCAUUUGGAUUGGAUUGGUUCCAUUUGCGCCCUUGAUAUAACAAAUAAAU